GGGGAAAAUUGGCAGAGAGAUAAGUGAUAUGGAUAGAUAAGGCUCGCCACUCUUCUUCAUCGUCAUCGCCAGACCGAGACAGAGGGGAAGAGGUAUGGCAAUGUCGAGAGGUGGUGGUGGCCUUGGCUCCGCAGCUGCCCUCUUGGGUAGCCCUGUGGCUGGGACGUCGAUGCGUGGUCAUACGAAUGUCGCCGUGUGGAGUUGUCCUCUUCCUCCUCCUUCUCGCCCCUGCGGCCUCCGGAAGCACUCCUCUUCCCUGUCUUCUCCUCCACCUUCUCCUCCCUUUGUGACGGCCGUGGCCGCCACCGACUCCUCCAGUCAGAUCAGCCCGACCCAGCGGUCCGAAUCUAAGAGCACCAAGUACCACUUCGUGGUUGCGAAUGCGAAAUUCAUGCUGGACGAGGAGGAGCACUUCCAGGAGCUUCUCUUCGAGCGCCUCCGCAACUAUGGCGAGCGCAACAAGGAGCAGGACUUCUGGCUUGUCAUCGAGCCCAAGUUCCUCGACAGCUUCCCUGAUAUCACCAAGCGAUUGCGCCGGCCCGCUGUCGCGCUUGUCUCCACCAACGCUACCUGGAUCACGUUCAUGAAGUUGAGGCUGGAUAGAGUGUUGGCUGAUAGCUAUGAGGCAGAUAGCCUAGAAGAGGCAUUGGCUUCUAAUCCCACCCAAGUAGAGUUUGAGAAGCCAGUGAAUUGGGUCGCGCCUUAUCCAAAGUAUGAAUACGGAUGGUGGGAGCCCUUCUUACCUGCGGGAUGUAAAGAAUCGAAAGUGUAGUACUACUUUCUUGGCGUUGCCCUUUCGGCUUUUUCUUUUUCUUCUUCUUCUUUUUAAUUUAAAGCAGAGCUUGUUAUUGUCGACAAUAUUAUUUACUAGCCAUUGGAGAGUUUUCAAGAUGUCCGCAUGUUUUUUGUUA
Molecule: messenger RNA, 911 nt
Organism: Syzygium oleosum
Lineage: Eukaryota; Viridiplantae; Streptophyta; Magnoliopsida; Myrtales; Myrtaceae
Exons: 3
Coding region: 95-772 (225 amino acids)
Source: RefSeq, a predicted model, not a curated record